Messenger RNA from Nylanderia fulva, 3159 nucleotides. RefSeq lists its product as uncharacterized. The record is from RefSeq and is a predicted model, not a curated record. Lineage: Eukaryota; Metazoa; Arthropoda; Insecta; Hymenoptera; Formicidae.
UAUCGCGGAAUCGUAUUUUGCUAAUUACGCGUUGCGUUUAUAAUUAACAAAGUAUUUUCGCGAGUGCUAUGUUUUGUCAAGAAAUAACAGAGGAACAAGAGAGGAGGAGGAGAGUCUGGGGGGCAUCAGACAAUAACGAUGGAGCUAGUGUGAAGUAUCACAAUGCUGUAUGCUCAACUACUACGCAUCAUGUGCUGAAAAAGGGGAAGAUCGCCCGUUAUCUAGUAGUUCGAGAAAAUCUGCAGCGUUUAAUGGAAAUAAAAUUCACAAGAGUAGAAUUCCAACAACCCAGGUCGGGCGAAAUGCCAUGCAAGGCGACUCGCCAACGUACGAAGAGUAUUCUAGCAGAAUUAGCUCUAAUAAUAACUCCGCUCGUCGACUAAGCAUGAAGGCUCUGAAUAUAUUGUCGCCUAAUAGAAAACCAACGAAUGCGAUUGCCGCGGAUAAACGACAGCUGGAAAUCCAAUAUAGCUCGAAGAAACUGCGAUACACAAAUUUAAAAACCCUCACCGAUAAGCAAAAAAUGGUGCAGGAUCUGUACGUCGAGAUAUCGAAUCUACGGGAGAAGAUAAUCACGGCCGGCGGCAAGGACCCCGGCAAGGUCGAAGAGCCAAAAUCAAUUCAAGUGGAAUGUUCUAGACAAAGCCCGCUGAUGCCAAUCGAGACAAAUUUUCGGCAUGAUUGCGAACAAUGGGAUCAGAUCUGCAUGGACGAGUCUAUGGUGACCGGCGUGUCGCUGCUGCAAAAUCAGUUGCAGGAUCUCUGCGAUCGCUCUCAAGAGCUCUGUCAACAUGCGCUGAACAGGAGUUCAUCGUUCGCGUCUUUAGUCAAAUCUUGGAUGACAGACUCGAGCAGGCAGGACGAGAUGGGCAAAAUGUCGAUUUUAAUCGAUUACUUGGAAACAGAGAUUCAGCAGGUGAACUUUGCGCAGAGCAACGAUGAGCUGAAAACGCGAUUGAACGAGCUGAAAACGGCUCAAAAGGACUUCAUUGCUGAAUUUGCGACGAAAGUCUCGAAUUUGUGCAUCAAAUAUGACAAUCGCGUCGAUCGCAAGAAUUUGCAGGAGCAGCUGAGCGCCGCUUUGGAGGAGCUAACGGCAGAACGUGAGAAGACGAAUCAAGGCAAGGAAAGGAUACGAAUGAUGGAGUCGCAGAUACAAAAAACACGAACGAAGAUUCGUGAGCUAGAGGGACAUGUGGCUAACGAGGAGCUGAAAUCGCAGCUAUUACAAAACAACGUAAAGUCGUUAGAUACUCAAUUAAAGCAGAAGGAUCAGACAAUGGAACUGAGGAUGAAGGAUAUGCAUAAAGCGAUGAAGAGCAGCGAGAAUCUCAUAGCGAAGAUGGAGAAGCAACGUGACACUUUCGAGUCAAGAUUGCUAGGGCUCAAACAAAAGAUGUUUUGCAAAGAAACUGAAGCAAACGCUACCAUUAAGACAUUAUCAGAAAAGUUCCAAGCGAUCGAUGAAGAAAUCAACGAAGAAAGAGAAAAGAGGCAACAAGCCGAAAGCGCUCUAACAGAGAUUGAAGAACGCUGCAAACAACUUGAAGAGAAAAGUCAACUGCUCUGCGAUCUCGCAAGUGAAAAGAACAGUAAUAUGGCUGUUGCAGAUAACAAUCACACGGAGAACGAAAUUUGUCUGUAUAACGAUUUGACAGCGGCUCGAACCGAACUGGAACAGCAAAGGGAAAAGAUCAAGCAAUUAGAGAGGGAGAAGCAAGAGAUUGUCACUGUGAUGCAUCAGGCGGCUAGCGAUAACGAAGACGAAACGAAGGAUAAACUGGCCGCCGAACUUGUAGCCAAGACCAAUAAUCUUCAGAAUUUGAUGUUAGAACACGCUCAGUUGCAAAAGAUCGUAAGAUUCACGCAAGAAAGGAACGAAGUACUAGAGAAUCAAUUAUCCGAAAUUCGGCAUCAUCUUUGCACAAAGUCGAAAGAGAACGACAAAACUGGAUUCGAGCUUCAGCAGCAGGUCAACGAUUUGCGGAAUAGUCUAGCAGAGGCUAUGCAGCAGAAUCAGGAACUAGAAACUACUCUGACACAGAAGCAGCUGGAAGUGGAGCAACGCGAUCGAGUGAUGCGGGAGCAAAGCAAAUUUCUCAAAGCUAGGGAUGAGCUGUUGAGCCUCCUCAAGGAAAGGCAGGCGGAUAAUCUUGCUAAUGAAAACUACGAAGAUAUUGAUGAAAUUAAUAAACAGAUAAUGGCGAAGACUGAAGCGCUCCAGGAACUAUAUACUACGCUAGAGGGUAAGCAGAUGCAAGUGAUGCGCCUGGAGAAGCUGGUGAAGCUGCUAGAAGAUCAGCAGGAUCGGGCACAGGCGCAACGCACGCGGUUGGAGCAUCGCAUCGCUCAGCUGGAAAUGAGCUUACGAGAGAAAAAUAAAGACAAUCGGUAUGUCAUGAGAAAAUAUUCGGAUGAUAAGCCGCGGCCAAACAUCAUCGACGAUAAAUUACGUGAUUUUUCUUGCGAGUCAAGACAACCAUUACUAAAAUCAUCCAUGCCAACAUUUUGUUUUAUCGAUUCGUGUUCAUGCGAAAGAUCAAGAUUAUCGCAUAAUCGAUAUCCUCACAUUUCACCUGUAAAAAAUCAGUUUAUUUCAUCUGAAAAAUGUUAUCUCAAUGAUUGGCGUGUUUCUUCCGAUAAGGAAAAGACUUUUGUUUGCGAGCAAUGUCAACGCGAAAUUAAUGAGAAAUUUAAAGGUGAAAUCCGUAACAUUAAAGAUUAUGAAGUUCCGAUUCAGGAAUCUCUCUAUGGUUGGCUUAUGAAAUCCUCGGCUUUAGAAGCCUUCGGCGAGCCUACGAUUCGGUUAAAUAGGUUUCAUGAUGUGCAUAGUUCAUUUGAGAAAAACACAGAUUGCUUUUUCAGGAUUGUUGAUCCUCUUAUAAUUCGCAAUAAUAAGAAAAACCAUAAUAGAAAGUCAUAUCGUCGUCGCGAACAAUAUUGUCGACCAUGUAGUCAUUUCUCGAAACGAUUUUUUCAAAACACAUCUACAAUGUUGUAAUUUCAAGUAUUAUCAUGACAUAGUGUCAUGAUUUAUCAUAACUUAACUUAAGUACGGUAUAAAUUUCUGCUGAGGGGUACCAUAUAGACAAAGUAAUGUCUAAAAUAUAUAGACAAAGUAAUGUCUAAAAUUAUUUAAACAUUUUACAUCUAAGCAAC